Molecule: messenger RNA, 1391 nt
Organism: Bradysia coprophila
Lineage: Eukaryota; Metazoa; Arthropoda; Insecta; Diptera; Sciaridae
Source: RefSeq, a predicted model, not a curated record
GUCUGAUCCUUUGAUGCAGAUAUUGAUGUCAACUAUACGAUAUUCGUCUGUGAUUUUUUUGGAAAAUGAGAAUUUUACUUGCGAAAAGGAUAAAAGUCGAUUUUGUGGAGCCGGUGAACGAUGAAAAUGAGACGCCAGUUGAACUAAUGAAUAUGACCGGCACGCAUCUUCAGGACUUGAAUGAGUAUUGUCUCCUUGACAUAUUCACGACGAAGACAUUGGAUCUGACGGAUUUAUGUUCUAUCGCCGAGACUAGUAAACGAUUUAAAGAAAUUGUUAGACGGAUCAUUCCAAAGGAAUUACGGUUGUCCACCGAAAAUGUCCACCUUUACGAAGUUAAUUUGGGAAAAUACCAGCUAAGGUCAUGGAUGUCGGAUGAAGGACGUAAGGACCUGAAACGAAUUUUCAAGAGUUUCGGAUCGUUGCUGUUGAAAGUAUCAGUGAAUAGUGCUGGGAUACGUUACGAUGCUUUUAAUACCGAAUUGUUAUUGUUACAGCUAAUAACGAUACAUUGUGUUGGCAAUUUGAAAAGCCUCAACCUCUCCUUGAACAACGAAAAUUUGGUCAUGAGAAUUCCACCUGCUCUUGCAGCUGAAUUAAGGCCAAUUUUUGAACAGCUACAGAUCAUCCACCUCAAAAACGUUUUCGUUGACGGUGACAUAACGCUAUUUGCAAAUUGUAAUUCUUUGGUUGAUUUGGAACUGAUCAACGUACGCAACUGUCUAAUUCUGGAAAACGCCUUCCCGAAACUGAAUACCUUCACAUAUAUAAACUAAGAUCACGUACCGCAAAUGUUGACGACCUUUAUUUUACGUAACCCGACCUUGCGAUGGCUUCUGUUAUCUAUACAAAAAAACGAUGACACUUGCGAGAUUACCAUUCCACGAGCAAUUGCCAAUAGUUGCAAAAAUUUGGAGGAAUUACGAGUUGGGUUGAGGUCUUUGCCGACUAAUUCAAAAAUAUAUCUUCAACCCCUACAAGAGCUUAAAUCGCUGAAAGUACUAUGCAUAGCGGAUCGAGUGUUUGAAGACCUACAACUUUUUGAACCGAUGACGCAACUACGUGAAUUAUCAUUACGUUAUUGCACACUCCCAAAGGAUUCUAGUCAAUUCCAGUUUUUAACUCAUAUAAGACAUCUGAGAUUGUCCGGAUACGAUGACAACGGUGUGAUUGAUAUAAUCAGUCGGCUGAUACACCUGGAACGGAUAUUAAUUUAUUGGAAUCGCACGUACGGAUCACGUUUUGAAUUGGAUGAAAAAACAUUUGCAAAAAUUGUACGCAUUGUGAAAGGAAGGUCGAACGUGUUGGAGCUUGUUUGUAACUUUAAUUUUAAUGCGAAAAAUUGUGACCGAAAUCAAAUGGUCAGAUUAAUAAAGCUUAUCGACUGAUUU